Molecule: messenger RNA, 984 nt
Organism: Parnassius apollo (apollo)
Lineage: Eukaryota; Metazoa; Arthropoda; Insecta; Lepidoptera; Papilionidae
Source: the annotation of a GenBank genome assembly
AUGUCUUCAGAGAAGAGGAUAGACAUCACCCAACCUUUAUGGGACCAGAGCACGUUCGUGGGCCGGUUCCGGCACUUCGCUUUUAUAUCCAAUCCAUUGUUGACGUUUGUGCCGGAAAAGCAGUUGUACGAAGCAAGAGAUCUCUAUAUGAAGUACAAAGCAGGCCAAGAACCGCAAGGUACGACCAUGGCUCAAGUGAUAAGAGCCAAGCAACUGUACGAGUCAGCAUUCCAUCCGGACAGCGGCGAGCUGCAGAAUGUGUUCGGUAGAAUGUCCUUCCAAAUGCCUGGUGGUUGUCUAGCCACAGGAGCUAUGUUACAAUGGUACAGAACGGCAACAGCGGUGGUGUUCUGGCAGUGGGUGAACCAGUCGUUCAACGCGCUGGUGAACUACACGAACCGCAACGCGAACGCGCCGCUGAGCACGAAGCAGAUGGGCGUGGCCUACGUGUCCGCCAUGACCGCCGCCAUGUCCACCGCGCUCACCUUCAAGUUCGUCAUACAGAAGCGCGCCACUAACCCCAUUUUAGCCAGAUUCGUGCCUUUCGUUGCGGUUGCAGCCGCUAACUGGGUCAACAUCCCGCUUAUGAGGCAGAACGAAAUCUUACUAGGCUUAGAGGUGACGGAUGAAAAUGGAAAAGUCAUAGGGAAGUCGCAAAUAGCGCCCAUUAAGGGUAUAUCGCAAGUUGUGACGUCCAGGAUCGUAAUGUGUGCGCCGGGUAUGCUUCUGUUACCUGUGAUAAUGGAGAGAAUCGAACCCAAGCCCUGGAUGCAGAGGAUCAAGAAGGCGCACAUUCUUAUUCAGACGGCCAUAGUGGGCGUUUUCCUAACAUUCAUGGUGCCUACCGCUUGCGCGCUGUUCCCUCAGAGAUGUAAACUAUCAACUGACACGAUCAAGCGUUUCGAAAAAGAAAACUACGAGGAAAUCGUGAAAAAUACCGACGGCAAGCCUCCGAAAUACGUGUACUUCAACAAGGGUCUGUAG